Messenger RNA from Bursaphelenchus xylophilus (pine wood nematode), 2611 nucleotides. The record is from the annotation of a GenBank genome assembly. NCBI's taxonomy places the organism in Eukaryota, Metazoa, Nematoda, Chromadorea, Rhabditida, Aphelenchoididae.
AUGGCGGAAUUUGCCGAAGAAUCGUUGGAAAAGCUUCUGCCGGCCUUUGAAGUUGUUUCACACUCCAAAUUAAUUGCUCCAGAACAUGUCAAAGAGUUUAUCAAUCGCUGCAAACGUUUUGAAUACCGCUUCCAGAAAAGAGUAAGUUUACUACUUUCCUUAUUAUAUUUUCUUACUUUUAGGUUAAACGGGAGAACGAUUGGAACGAUUAUAUCAAAUAUUUGAAAGGAUUUCUGACCUACUGGAAGAUAAAGUUAGAUGAAGCGAAUUUGGCAAUCGGAAAGAAUGUGGUUUACGUGAAAAUCCAGAAGAAGAUUGCUUGGCUGUAUAGAACAAGGAGUCAACGAUCCGGGGUAAGAGUUAAGCCACAAAUUCGCUUUUUUAUAUUAUACAUGACAUCUACCUAAAAAUUCUUUUCAGAGGCUAGAUCAUUACCUAGAAGAGGCCAGAUACUGUGCGAGAUUUGUUGUGCUGUACAAGGAUGCCAGUAUUGCCUAUGGAAAGAUGUUGCAGGUUCGGUUUUGCUUCGUUUUUCUGUUAUUCUUUAGAUUCACAAUACCAAACCUGAAUUGUUUGCUGAAGCGGCAGAGUUUGAGUCCAAGAAGAACAACUCCGCGCCGAAUGCAAGAACUUUGGUUCAGAUUGGAUUGAGGAAGUUCCCGGACUCUGCGGUGCUUUAUAAAGAGCUGUUCACCACCGAGUGUCGAUUUGUUCAAUAGUAAGUUACAAAUUUAUAUAUUUGUUUGAUGUUUAGGAGUAAAGUCGUCGAUGUUUUGGUUUGGAUAGCGGAAGAAGGUCUUAAGUCGUAUAUUAGAUUAUAGUUGGAGCUAAAUUUUAGUUUUUGAAAUGCGUUUUUGAGCCAAUGUUACACUUGGUCUCAUAAAUAAUGUAACUUAUUUUUUGACCAGGUUUAUUACUUUAUUACCGCUUGGAACUGAUCAGCUAAGUUUUAUUAGGUAUCACGAAGCAAAUUUUGCUUCAGAUACUAUGUUUAAAACAUGUUUUUGCGCUUAUAUUGCACUUGAUCUCAUGAAUAAUAUAGAAUUUUAAAACAGCAUAAUUUUUUUAGCAUUCGUGAUCGACGAGACAUUCUACUUGGCCAGGACGUCAAAGCCAGAAAUUUGGAACGUCCUGAGGGCGCCGUAGAAGAGGAUGAACCAACGAAAUCGGCUGAAAAACCCACCGAGGACAAAACUGAUGGCCCUUCUGACUUUGUUUCUCGCGAUGACAAGGUUUUGAACCUCGAAUUGGUCCGUAUUGUCCUUGAUGAAGCCGAAAAGACGUUGGCCGAAGAAGAAAAGCCCGGUAAGAUAUUAAACUUUGUCAUGAAUAAUAUAAUUUUAGACUUCCAUGAGGAGUGUUAUAAAAUUUCGAGGAGGUAUCCAGCCGUAAAAGAGGUCAGUGGAGAGCUUGCGAAGUUGGUUGAGGAAGAUAAAAAGAAGAUUGGAAAGAAAUUUGACCCUGAAAACAUUGAAGAAGACGGAGGUGAUGUUGACGAAGAAGAUUUGUUCUUUGAAGAUGCUCAACCAGAGAAAUCGGGAGAAAUUGCGGAUGCGGAAGAUGCUGAAGUUCAUGAAGAAGGUGAUCAAUCUUUGAAAUCGUCGAAAACUUGGGAACCACUUCCAGAAAUUGACGAAGAAGCCGUCAAAAAGGUAAAAUUUUUCAUUUUUUCUUGGUUUUUAGAUUUCCAUCCUCUCUAACGCAAUGAAAUCCCUUCAGAUGCUCGCCAGAGCUGUUGUCGACGAUGAUUACGAUAAGAAAGCGAUCCAGGAGAUCCAAAAGAAGAGCGCCAGACAACAGAAGAGAGAACGGAAGGCCGAAAGAGAAUCGACCAAAGGAAAGGGAUGGUUCAAUUUGCCGGCUACGGAGCUUACUGAAGAGACUAAACGUGACCUGGAGUUGCUUCAGAUCCGAGGUUCCAUUGAUCCGACUGCACAUUAUCGAAAGAAUGACCUCAAAGUUUUGCCAAAGUACUUCCAGGUGAGGAUUUUGGGAAUUACGGUUUUUGAAGGGGAUUUAUGGAAUUUUAAGAUGUGUUUUUGUGAUAGUCAUGGAGUUUUUAGACUGGUACUUGAUGGGAGAUGAAAAAUAAAUUUUUGUGAAAUGGAAAAGUUGGGUAAAAUACGCGUUUUUUCUUUGGUGGGUAAAAUUUUGGGUUUUUUUUAUAGCGUUAUAUUUUUUUUUUGCUUUUUUUGGGUAUUAAUUUAGUUUACUGUGACCUCUUAGGCGUCUAGAUGAUGACCGUAGUAAAAAACGAGGCGAUUUGACAAUAAAAAAAGAGGUAAAAUACGCCCAACAAUAAAAUUUUCAAAGGGGAAAAAUAAAAGUCCUGGUUUGUUAAAAAGAUAGCAAAAAUUGUCCAAAAAUUGAUUGUAAUAAACCUUGUUUCCAGACUGGCCGUGUCAUCGACAGCCAUGCCGACUUCUACUCGAGCCGCAUGACCAAGAAGGAGCGGAAACAGACGAUGGUGGAGGAAUUGAUGGACGAUUACAAAACCCUGCAAAAGAACAAGAAACGCUACAGUGAGAUCAAAGCCGUUGAAGCGCAGACCCGCAAACGAAAGGGCAUCCCGUUCCAGAGAUUCUCCAAAAGAAAGAAAAAUCCCGUAUAG